Condylura cristata (star-nosed mole) is the source of this 3658-nucleotide messenger RNA. RefSeq names its product phosphatidylinositol transfer protein, alpha (gene PITPNA). Gene Ontology annotation, molecular function: phosphatidylinositol binding; phosphatidylcholine intramembrane carrier activity; phosphatidylcholine binding. The coding region runs from base 245 to 1057 and encodes 270 amino acids. The transcript has 12 exons. Gene Ontology annotation, cellular component: cytoplasm. The record is from RefSeq and is a predicted model, not a curated record. Gene Ontology annotation, biological process: phospholipid transport. Lineage: Eukaryota; Metazoa; Chordata; Mammalia; Eulipotyphla; Talpidae.
ACGCCCCGCCCCCGCGCGGCGCUGCGGAACCGGAGCUCCGGGCGGCGUCGGCAGCGGGAGGGAGGCGGUGAGGCCGGGGCGGCAGGAGCCGGUGCAGUGACCGCAGCGAGAGCGGUGGGGACGGAGCAGGCCACGACGAAGGCGCACAGGCCGCCGGGCCGGGCCGGGCCACGGGAAGAGCGGCCGCCGGGAAGCGGGCGGGAGGCCGAGCGGGCAGCGGGCAGCCGCCGAGCCGCGAAGCGACAUGGUGCUGCUAAAGGAGUAUCGAGUUAUCCUGCCUGUGUCUGUAGAUGAGUAUCAGGUAGGGCAGUUGUAUUCUGUGGCUGAGGCCAGCAAAAAUGAAACAGGUGGUGGUGAAGGCGUGGAGGUCCUGGUGAAUGAACCUUAUGAGAAGGACGGUGAGAAAGGCCAGUACACUCACAAGAUCUACCACUUACAGAGCAAAGUCCCCACAUUUGUUCGAAUGCUGGCCCCAGAGGGAGCCUUGAAUAUCCAUGAAAAAGCAUGGAAUGCCUAUCCUUAUUGCAGAACUGUUAUUACAAAUGAGUACAUGAAAGAAGACUUUCUGAUUAAAAUUGAAACCUGGCACAAACCAGAUCUUGGCACCCAGGAGAAUGUGCAUAAACUGGAGCCGGAGACAUGGAAACAUGUGGAAGCCAUAUAUAUAGACAUUGCAGAUCGAAGCCAAGUACUUAGCAAGGAUUACAAGGCAGAGGAAGAUCCAGCAAAAUUUAAAUCUAUCAAAACAGGCCGAGGACCCUUGGGCCCCAAUUGGAAGCAAGAACUUGUAAAUCAGAAAGACUGCCCAUACAUGUGUGCAUACAAACUGGUUACUGUCAAGUUCAAGUGGUGGGGCCUGCAGAACAAAGUGGAAAACUUUAUACAUAAGCAAGAGAGGCGUCUGUUUACAAACUUCCACAGGCAGCUGUUCUGUUGGCUCGAUAAAUGGGUUGACCUGACUAUGGACGACAUUCGAAGGAUGGAAGAGGAGACGAAGAGACAGCUGGAUGAGAUGAGACAAAAGGACCCAGUGAAAGGAAUGACAGCGGAUGACUAAAGCCACCCCACCCCCUCUGCACUUUUUGCAAGACAGUGGUCAACAGGAAGGCCCAGCAGCUCCACCCUCCCGAGUGACAGGCCAUCUUCGGACGCAGCCUUUCUGUGCCCAUUCUUCAGGCAACUUUCCAUCCCUUAUUGUAGCUGAUUCUAGAUGCCCUUUAAUAUUGUGAACAAAUAGACCGUCUGGUAUUACGAAGCCCGUGUGUAUGGGAGCCUGCUCCUCUGAGAUACGUGGCGUGUAGGUUGCUGUCUUUACAGCUCCUUACUCUCAUAUUGUGUUUUCACCCAUUUCUGUGUGCCCCCUCCUUUAUUUCCAAGUGACAUUUUUAGUCUUUCAAAAUAGUUGCCUUUUGUGAUGUGGUGAUUUAAAUGAUUUAAAGUUUGUUUGUUUUCAACCUUGGGAUAAAUAAGGUAUUUUGCUUCCUGGGCAGAUCUUUGCAGUUUUGAAUGCUCACCUGGGGACAGGGGGAUGAGUUAAAAAUUUGAGUCACCCCCUCCCCCCUGCAAUUCCACAAAAUAACAGUCAGUGGCUUCACAUCUCUGACCUCUGCCCCCAGUGUCCCAUUGUUCGAGUACAUUGUUCGAGCGAGCACCAGGAAAGUACCCAAGGCCCAACCAGUCUGCGAAAUUUUUACAAAUAACCCCUGCCCAGACAUUGCAUCUCUGGCCACUAUUCUUAGGAACACCCAUGGCUCUUCAGCCCUCCUGUUACCCACUCUGAAUCUCUCUGCUGAGCCGUAUUUGCCCAGGUCAACUCUACCUGGAGGAACCUGUCCAGUGUGGCCCUUAGAAUUGAGUCUGCCCCAUAUAUACUAGUUAGUCUGCCACCCUGAGGAGCUCUGUAUGUCCAUGCUCCUCUUCCCUUUUGGGCCGGUGCUGCCACUCAGCAAUAAUCCUCUUUUCUCUGUGCUUUCUUAGAUUCCCGUCCUCUGUCUUUGAGGCUGGUCAGGACACAAGAGUCCUAAUCUUUUCAUGCUGCACAAAACGCAUGCAAAAAGCUUUUUCCCAGUAGAAUAUGUUUCUUCUUGUCUCCAGUUGCUGGAAAGGAAUGUGGGGGAUCAAGAACUCAGCUCCUGUGCCCAGUGCUGAGUUCUGCCCUAGACAAUCAAAUCAGUUAUUGAUUGUAGUACAGAACUGUACCAAAGUAGGCUGGUGAGAGUCCAGGUGAAGGGGAUAGAAGCUAAGUACUUCGUUUUCUGUCACUUGGCAGAGCCUGAGUAUGCCUCCCACUGGGAAAGUCUGAGAUAGCCGUGGUACCACAUCAAAUUUCCCAAACCUAGUGAAGUACGUUGGCCAGGUGUGCAGAGAACCCAGCCCAUGCUAGCCUGGAUGCAACUCUGUGAGAGACCAAAUCUCUGCUGGGGAGCAAGGAGUAGGAUGGGGUGAUUUACCCUUUAUGUUUUCGUCAGUUUGUUUUGCCUUACUCAUUUCUAAGUGCAAUAAGGUAGUGUCUUUCAGGAUUGUACCUGUGACAUCCUAAUGGAUGCUUCCCUGUGACCCUCUUGGAACAAGGAUGGAUAGAUUCAGACUUCUUAUCAUGGUUAACCCUGACCUUCAUUGAGGCCCUUUUGGGACCAAGAGAUACCCUGUUACACCUUCUUUUUAGUCUCCUCACCUUGUGCAUCUAUAGUGAAUCUGCAACAAUUGAUUAUCAGUUGAUUAUUAGCAUCACAACUGCUGGUAGCAUUGACUGGGAAAACUGAAGAGGCAUUCCAAUUGGAGAAAAAUGUAAAUGUUUUCCUAUAAGCUCUGUAUUAGCUAUAAUUAUACUCGUGCUUACAGCUUUCCCUUUUUCAUUCAUCAAUUAGGUGAAGUUCAGAGGUAGGUUAUCCUGGGAGAAACAAGUGAAGAUAAUUCUAAGUAGACAGUUGUUUAUGUGGCUUGAGGGUCAGCAGAGGUCUCCUUCCUUCAGCUCUCAUGUGAGAUCUAUAGCAUAUCACUUCAGCUCUAGUGGGGGCUUGCUCUUUAUCUACCUUUUCUCUGGCUCCUCCCACCUCCAUUUAUUGCCCCAGUUUGAAAGCAUCCACACAAACAGCUAGAAUUUCCUGAGGUAAGCCUAGAGCCGGGUUCUGCUCACAUAAACAUAAGGGAGGUAUGUCCCUGGUCUGUUUCAUCCCUAUGGAUAGUGUUGCUGCUGGGCAACAGCGUCGGCUUCUUUUAAGUAACCCCUUUCCCUCCCAACCCACUCCCCCAAAACUGACUACCAGAGGGGCUUAUGAAGAAAGCCUUAGCCCCAAGUGUAGUACCUGAUGAUGUGCCACGCCCCUUCAGACCAGCGCUUCCCCUAGAUUUGCAGGGUCAUCCUCCCAGUUGGAAGCGGCAGUUCUGUAGGUGGGGUGCUGGACUCUGCCUCUCACCCAGAGAUCAGGGACAGGGUCAGUAUUGUGGGCUCAUGGAUAUCUUCCCAGUUUCUCUUACAGUCCCUGCUGGGACUCCCUGACUUAUUUUGGUUUGUUCCUAGUGCUACUUUUACAAAAUUCACUUUGUAGACUUGAUUAGGUUACAUGUUUAUUUAAUGUGAGUUUGUGCCUUUUUGUCUCAAUCUUCCAAUACAGGUAUAUUGGGGGAAAAAAGCAGUCUAAUAAAAUCCUAGACAGAC